Messenger RNA from Heterocephalus glaber (naked mole-rat), 1111 nucleotides. Lineage: Eukaryota; Metazoa; Chordata; Mammalia; Rodentia; Bathyergidae. The record is from RefSeq and is a predicted model, not a curated record.
UGAAGACAUUUCUGGUGAAGCCAUAUGGCUCGUACGAAGCAAACCGCUCGAAAGUCCACCGGCGGCAAGGCCCCGCGCAAGCAGCUUGCCACCAAGGCUGCUCGCAAGAGCGCGCCGGCCACUGGCGGCGUAAAGAAACCGCACCGCUACCGACCCGGCACCGUGGCGCUGCGCGAGAUCCGCCGCUACCAGAAGUCUACCGAGCUGCUGAUCCGCAAGCUGCCGUUCCAGCGCCUGGUGCGCGAGAUCGCGCAAGACUUCAAGACCGACCUGCGCUUCCAGAGCUCUGCAGUCAUGGCGCUGCAGGAGGCGUCCGAGGCCUACCUGGUGGGGUUGUUCGAGGACACCAACCUGUGCGCCAUCCACGCCAAGCGAGUCACCAUCAUGCCCAAGGACAUCCAGCUCGCCCGCCGUAUCCGUGGGGAGAGAGCAUAAAUUAAGUGUUAAGACUCUAAAACCCAAAGGCUCUUUUAAGAGCCACCCAAUUAUUUCAAGGAAAAUAGCUGUAACCAUAUAAACGGAAUCUGGAAAUAGUGAAACUCAGUAGCAAACAGUCUUUGUCUAAUUUUAUUUUGGUAAAAGUAGGUGGGCGUUUCCCGAGUAGCUUGAUAUCCUUCAUACUGGGUAUAGUGGCUUUGUGUGCAAUAUUAAUGAUUAGGUUUUGCUGACUGAUUGCCUUGUGUCUAAUAACCUUCCUGUGCAACAAAAGUAGUUUGUGCCUGUAAAAUGGGAGUUUACAAUUUUAGAGUGAUUACUUUUUUUGCUUUGCUUUCCAGAAUUUUGUGACUAAACACUGGAGUAAAAGUGAUUUGGAGGGCACUAGUUUAUAUCUUUGAGAAGAAAAAUAAGCUGACUUCUGCUUAACUUUUACAGUGUAUUUCUUUUGACAUUUUUGAAGUUUAGAACAAGUAAACAUUGCUGAAACUUGAGACCCACCAAUUCUUUUCCCCCGAGGUUUUAAGGCCUCUUUUCUACAACUCAGUUGUUCAUUUGUGUACUAUGCAAUGCAAUGGUUGUACCCUUGCAAAUGUGCACCAUUACAAAACACUAAAGUAUAGUUUGUAUAGAUUUACGUGUGUGUUGGGGUUUUAAUAAAGCAACUUUUGGUUUA